UAAUGAGAAUGGUAUGUUGUAGUAGUUUAUGGUUGGGCCCCCAUUUUAUUAAUAGCAACAGGGUUUUUAGGAUUACUAAUUUCAGUUUCCUUAGAUGCCAUACAUGUUUCAAAUGUUGGAUCAAUUGGGCAAGGAAGAGGACAAAAUAAAUAUAUACGAUCAAUAAUAGUUGUACUAUCAGUAAUACUUAUUGGCAUAACAGUAAUUGCAGCAGUAAAUGGAUGAGAAAAAUAUGCUUAGUUAUUUUAUGUAGCCUCCAUAGGUUCAGAUGAAUUUGAAUUAC
Molecule: messenger RNA, 283 nt
Organism: Paramecium octaurelia
Lineage: Eukaryota; Ciliophora; Oligohymenophorea; Peniculida; Parameciidae
Source: the annotation of a GenBank genome assembly